AUGAAGAAAGUAAAUAAAGUUAUGAGCGAUAGGGCUAGGGCGUACCCCACAGGCGACGCGCAGGAGCAGCACCCGGCUCCUGUGGGAAAUGGACAAGGGUUGUCGCACCAAAACGGGCGGGUGCGACGUAAGAUGCAAGCUCAAAGUGUGAGAGAAUUGAGAUUGAGUGACGGCAAGAGAAAUGGUGUGGGUAUAGUUUUGGACAACAGGCUGAAAGAAUGUGUAGUAGAUGUUAAAAGAAUGAAUGAUAGACUAAUAGCGGUUAAAUUAAUUGUGGACGGCAAGGCCAUAAACGUGAUAAGUGUUUAUGCGCCGCAGUCAGGCUGCGAGGAGAGUGUAAAGGAGAAGUUUUGGGAGGACUUUGACUGCUUGAUGAUGAAUGUACAGGAUAGUGAGGAAGUCUAUGUGGGUGGGGAUUUUAAUGGUCACGUAGGAAGACUGAGCGAUGGAUAUGAGAGAGUGCAUGGUGGUAGGGGUUUUGGAACCCGGAAUGCAAGCGGCGAGACAUUACUUCAAGCUGCCAGUGCCUUCGACCUGGCCAUAACAAACACGUGGUUCAAUAAACGAGAGGAGCACCUCGUGACAUAUAAGAGCGGCCACCACGCGACACAGAUAGAUUACUUUCUAGUGAAGCGGAGUAGUCUAUGCUGUGUCAAAAACUGCAAAGUGCUGCCAGGCGAAGCACUAGUCACUCAGCACCGACUUGUGAUUCUGGAUGUCAAAGUGACUGUGUUGCCCAAAAGCAACAAAGAUCGGCCCCCUCCAAGGAUUAGAUGGCGUAUGCUAGAGAAGGAAGAAUGUGCUGAUGUAUUUAGGAGUCAGGUUGUGGACAAAAUUUCAGAAAUGAAGGAGAUGGAAGGUGAUGUGAAUGAAUGUUGGAGUGAAAUGGCAAGCCAUAUAAGGGAAGUCGCAAAAGACGUGUGCGGAGAGUCGAGAGGAAAAGGUUUGAUAGAUAGAGAUACAUGGUGGUGGAAUGAUGAGGUACAAAAGGUUUUGAAAGAAAAGAAAGUAGCAUUCAAAGAGUGGCAGAAUGUUGAAAUAGUGAAUGCAAGUCUGAAGGAUGACAGAAAGAGAAUCUACAUGGAAUGGAAGAGGAAAGCAAAGAAGGCGGUAGCAGUUGCCAGAGCUAAGGCGCAGGAGAGGUUGUACAACUCCCUGGACAGUCCAAGAGGCCAAAAAGAGCUCUACCGUAUUACGAAAGAGAGAGAAAGACGAUCGAGGGACAUAACCCACAUAAAAUGCAUGAAAGAUGAAUCUGGCAAGGUUUUAUGUAAAGAUGAGGAAAUAAAAGAGAUAUGGAAGGUUUAUUUUGAAAAGCUUAUGAAUGAAGAGAAUGUUUGGAAUGGAAUACUCCAAGAGGCACAAGUAAAUAAGGGAUUGGUAAGAGAAAUUAGCAUGGAUGAGGUUGAAAGAGCGCUUGGAAGUGUGAAAAAUGGAAAGGCCUUGGGCCCUGAUGAUAUACCAGCUGAAGUAUGGAAGGUAUUAAAGAGGAACGGAUGUAUGUGGCUAACUUUAUUCUUCAAUAAGUUGCUGCAUGAAGAAGUCAUCCCGCAAGAAUGGUGCAGUAGUUCGCUAGUGCCCAUCUUCAAGAAUAAAGGGGAUGUGCAAGAUUGCGGCAACUAUAGAGGGAUAAAGCUCAUGUCGCAUACUAUGAAGAUCAACCAGUAA
Molecule: messenger RNA, 1668 nt
Organism: Helicoverpa zea (corn earworm)
Lineage: Eukaryota; Metazoa; Arthropoda; Insecta; Lepidoptera; Noctuidae
Exons: 3
Coding region: 1-1668 (555 amino acids)
Biological process (GO): chromatin remodeling
Cellular component (GO): nucleus
Source: RefSeq, a predicted model, not a curated record